Messenger RNA from Syzygium oleosum, 1634 nucleotides. RefSeq names its product GDSL esterase/lipase At3g09930-like. Bases 110 to 1450 code for a protein of 446 amino acids. The transcript is spliced from 5 exons. NCBI's taxonomy places the organism in Eukaryota, Viridiplantae, Streptophyta, Magnoliopsida, Myrtales, Myrtaceae. The record is from RefSeq and is a predicted model, not a curated record. Gene Ontology annotation, molecular function: hydrolase activity, acting on ester bonds.
CAGAAACAAAGCAAGUAAAGCUGCAGUUUUUCACUUUUUACUGCCGGGUAGACGGUCCAAAGGAGCGAUUUCCGAGCGAAACAAGCGCCCGACGAUAAUCUGAUUCAGUAUGUCACCCACGAGAACACCUGAGUCAGCAUCACCACCACCAAAACCAAACGAAGAUGGUAAUAGAUCCCACAAAGAUCAAGUCAAGCCAUCUGCGCCCUUCUUGUCGCCACCUUCCCUGUAUAUAAGCACACCCGCAAAACAUUCCAAAGAAGUGUUCACAUCUCUAGAGUCAUCCUCUAAGCCUUCUCCUUCUUCAAUCUCCUCUCUCUCUCUCUCUCUCUCUCUCUCAGAAAUGGUGAUGCAAAAGCUAGUAGUUUCAUUCUUGUUCAGUCCCCUGCUGCUUUGGAUUCUUUACGUUUCAGGACAUCCGUCCUUGGUUGAAUGCGCCUCCCAUCACCACCACCACCACCACCAUCACCAUCACCAUCGCGUCCGGCAUGUCAACGACCGCCAUGCCGUGUUUCGUCUGACAAAGAUGUUUGUCUUCGGAGAUUCGUACGCAGACACAGGGAACAACCCGAUAGUCUUGGUAAACUCGUGGAAGGUUCCCUACGGAAUCACCUUCCCCGGCAAACCCACCGGUCGAUACUCGGACGGCCGGGUCUUGACCGAUUUCCUUGCUGCACAUAUCGGAGUGAGAUCACCAAUCCCGUAUAGGUGGAGGAAGGUCGGGUCCAAGUAUGUGAAAUACGGAAUGAACUUUGCGUACGGAGGGACGGGGGUGUUCGACACGCUGUUUUCUCAGCCAAAUAUGACACUCCAGAUCGAUCGGUUCCAACAGCUCAUCGCCCAAUCUGUCUACACUGGACGAGAUCUUCAGUCUUCGCUCGCUCUCGUUACCAACUCCGGCAACGACUACUCCACAUACUUGGCCAAGGGUGGCUCUUACGAGGACUUGCCAAAAUUCAUAAUACAGGUGGUGAACCAGCUCGCUUUGGACAUAAAACGCAUCCACGACCUGGGCGUGAAAAUGAUAGUCGUUGCAGGUCUACAGCCUUUGGGAUGUCUUCCUCGGAGCACCGUCUUCGAUUCUUUCCGAACUUGCAAUGUGACUGCAAAUUCAUUGGCAACCUUCCAUAACCAGCUGUUGCAGCAGGCGGUCGCAAAGCUGAACAACCAGACACAGGCAUCGCCUGCUUUCGUUGUCGUCGAUCUCUAUACCUCAUUCAUGUCCGUGCUUAAUGACAAAGCAAGUACCAAGUUUCAGGAACCGCUGAAACCAUGCUGCGUGGGGACAAACAGCAGUUAUUCGUGCGGGAGUGUGGAUGAAAGUGGGCAGAAGCAAUAUGAACUGUGUAAGGACCCGAGAGGUAUGUUCUUUUGGGACAUGGUGCACCCUACGCAGGAGGGUUGGGGAGCUGUGUUUUCUACAUUAGGACCCCAUCUCAAGCUACUAUAGAUUGAUAUAUUCCCAUUUACUACUCAAUAAUUCACGGUCUUCAGUGUGGAUAAAAACCUUGAAUGGUCUUCGGUGGUCUCGAAUUGGAAACGCGAGAGAGAGAGAGAGAGAGAGAGGGUAUUGUGUGUUAAUAACUAUGUACACUUGGAUAGUUUUAACCUUAUAUUAUAAUGUACGUGCAAGA